AAAUACAUUUGUUUUGACUGAGCGAGCUUGUCCGCAUAUUUCUGCAAUUAAUCUUCUUAUAAUCGGAUUUUAAACCCAACCACACUGCUAACCUAAUGGCCCAACCUUAAAUUAACACCAAAAAGCGUAUUUUUGUUCAUGAAUUUUUACGACAUCUCCAAUUUUACUUUGUGGCUGUGUUUUCUAUUGGGAACCUCUAGCUAGCAAGCUAGCUACUCUCUGGCUAAAGUGUACUGCAAUUUUGUAUAAAAAGUUGAUUGAUUAUCCAAGUACUAGUUUGAAAAAUAUGCACUGGGCAUCAAAAUGAUUUCCCGAAUAGUUUUAAAAGAUGUGGUUCAGAGGUUCAAGAGUUUUACUCCUGAGUUCAGGCUCACGAGUGGGAUUGUUUUUGUCAUUAUAGUAUCAUUUGUUUUGUUUACUGUCACUACAUUUUUCGGUUUAUCAGAGGAUGUCUUCAGUCUUGGAACGACAGUUUUUGGCAAUGGUCAUGUGCACAAGCUCAUCACAUACUCCUUCCACCACAAGACAGUGACCCAGCUACUCCUCAGUAUUGGGGUUCUGGGGCCCCUCUGUGGUGGCAUUGAGAAGAAUGUUGGCACUGUUCGGUUCCUCUUCAUGUUUUUGCUGCUCUCUAUCAGCACAGGGGUGUUGUACAGCAUACUGGGUCUGCUACUGUUUGGUGCAUCUGCCCAGAACCAGGUGGAGUCUUUCAUUCCGGUAUCCCUUUCCCUUAUGGGUAUGGCCACAGUGCACUCCCGUAUGGUUAAGGGCUUUCUUUUCGGGGUCACUGUACCCAUGUUAGCCCUGCCCUGGCUGUUUCUGUUCAUCAUAACACUUUUGGUCCCACACACUGUCUUCCUUUGCAAUGUCAUGGCCAUCAUCGCAGGGGGGAUCUACGGAAAGGGCUGGCUCUCACUUCUGGACAUGUCCGAUGCCAGGGCAUCAGUGCUGGACAAGAAGAUGCCUUUCAGGCUGCUGAGGAACAUUGGUGUCCUGUAUGUCCCUGCAUCAAUAGAGGCGAGAAGGAAGACAGUCCACCCACCAAUCAUUCCAACCCCAGGCUCCUACCCAGUCCAAGCCUACGCUCCAGUGUCUUCUACCUCCAACCUACAGGCUACCGAGACCACACCAAAGACAUUUGAAGGCUGGGCCCACUCCUACUAUACACAGGGGAGCCCUGUUCAGGUCUCAGGUUAUUACGGACACAACCAUGGAUAUGGCCUCAAGCAUAGCUUUGGGCCAAGUUACGGACAUGGUCACAAACAUGGACACAGCUGCAGCCACAGCCAAGGUCAUGGACAUAGUCACGAACACAGCUUUGGCCAUGGACUCAGUCAUGGACAUGCAUCUGCCUCUCAAACCAGCAGUCACUGGGCUCUAGUGGCUCAACAUCCACAUUCUCAACAUUCCCACCUCAGUCCACUGUCUGUGUCUGUCAGUGCCCCCCAGAGUUUCACAGCAAACAUGCCGGAGUCACUGCCAGAAUCUGUGACGGUUCAUCCAGGAGCACCUGUGUCUUCACUGACAGAUUGAUGACUUCAAUCAGUAACACCAAAACUCGCUAUAGCUCGAUUGAAAUUCAAAGGCAAUGUUCUCGAAGACUGGAAAUGACCUUUACAUUUCAAGCGCGCUAUUUUCAGCAAUCACAAUCCUUGUAAAAACGUCAACUCAUGGUAUAACUAAUAACGUUUAUUUUUAUUUUAUUAUGUCAGUGUGGUUAUAAGCCGCUAUAGCUCUGAACUUCGGCGAUACCGAUUUAAUCGAGCCCAUAGUUGUCAUUCAAUGUGUUUUCUGUCUCAUGUUAUACAUUGAGAUGUAAUAUGCUUGGACAAGUGGUUUGAGGCAGUACUUGAAGGUCCACUUUUUCUUCACUGAUGUUUUUGGUUUGACUACUCAAGCAGGCUCUGAAUGUUCAAGGUCAAAUCAAUGCAAGAAAGCUUUGAUUGUCAGUUGAUUGUAAGACCUCCUUUUGGCUUGUGUGUUUUAUACUUUGUGUUUUUUUACAUAUACAGUAGACACAUCUCUUGAAACUCUUGAUUUAUACAACCUAGAUUAAAACAAAGUUUUUCAAAACCCUUAGUAAACAAUAACUGUUUUCACUUCAAACGGGUAGGACAUUUUAAUCACAAUUUCCCCCUUAACUACACUGAACAAAAAUAUAAACGCAACAUGUAAAGUGUUGGUCCCAUGUUUCAUGAGCUGAAAUAAAUCAUUCCAGAAAUUUUCCAAACGUACAAAAAGCUUAUUUCUCAAAUGUUGUGCACAAAUUUGUUUAAAUCCCUGUUAUUGGGCAUUUCUCCUUUGCCAAGAUAAUCCACCCACCUGACAGGUGUGGCAUAUCAAGAAGCUGAUUCAGGAUGCUCAUUACACAGGUGCACCUUGUGCUGGCACUUAAUUAAAGGCCACUCUAAAAUGUGCAGUUUUGUCACACAACACAAUGCUACGUGUCAAGUUUUGAGGGAGUGUGCAAUUGGCAUGCUGACUGCAGGAAUGUCCACCAGAGCUGUUACCAGAGAUUUUAAACUUAAUUUCUCUACCGUAAGCCGAAUCCGACGUUGUUUUAGAGAAUUUGGCAGUACGUCCAACCGGCCUCACAACCGCAGACCACGUGAUACCACGCCAGCCCAAGACCUCCACAGCCAGCUUCUUCACCUGUGGGAUUGUCUGACAGCCACCUGAUGAAACUGUAGGUUUGCACAACCAAAUAAUUUCUGCACAAACUGUCAGAAACCAUCCCAGGGAAGGUCAUCUGGUUGCUCGUCGUCCUCACCAGGGUCUUGACCUGACUGCAUUCGGCAUCGUAACUGACCUCAGUGGACAAAUGCUCACCGUCUAUGGCCACUGGCACGCUGGAGAAGUGUGCUCUUCAUGGUUGAAUCCCGGUUUCAACUGUACCGGGCAGAUUUACGACUGCAAAAUGAAUUGCCUCUCUGAGGACAAAGUUGAACUGUGUAUGGUGUCGUGUGGGUGAGCUGUUUGCUGAUGUGAAGGUUGUGAGCAGAGUGCCUAAUGGUGGCAGUGGGGUUCUGGUAUGGGCAGGCAUAAGCUACGGACAACGAACAGCAAAUUUGCACAGCCGUUGAAGAGGAGUGGGACAACAUUCCACAGGCCACAAUCAACAGCCUGAUCAAGUCUAUGUGAAGGAGAUGUGUCACGCUGCUUAAGGCAAAUGGUGGUCACACCAGAUACUGACUGGUUUUCUGAUCCACGUACCUACCUUUCUUUUAAGGUAUCUAUGACCAACACAUGCAUAUCUGUUUUCCCAGUCAUGUGAAAUCCAUAGAUUAGGGCCUAAUGAAUUUAUUUCAAAUGACUGAUUCCCUUAACUCCAGUAAAAUCUUUGAAAUUGUUGCAUUUAUACUUUUGUUCAGUGUACUUAAAUUAAAAUAGCAUCCACUCAGCACUAAAUUAGAUCCAUUACAUGCAGCUUGUUUUGCAAUGGAUCGUUCAAAAUGAUUGUCGAUUCAGAGGCAGGGGACAAGUGGGUGAGAUGAUCCAGAGAGUGGGCAACAAGGGCAGAUUAUGAUGUCAUCUUUGGAAAAUGAACUAGUCGUGCACAGGAAAGAGAAGCCAUAAAUGACAACCAAGACUAAAUAAAGCAAAUCAAUGAUC
Molecule: messenger RNA, 3612 nt
Organism: Salmo salar (Atlantic salmon)
Lineage: Eukaryota; Metazoa; Chordata; Actinopteri; Salmoniformes; Salmonidae
Gene: rhbdd2
Product: rhomboid domain containing 2
Source: RefSeq, a predicted model, not a curated record